CCCACAUUGCCGAGAGAGUCUUGAAAGACAACAUGUCAGUGAGCAAAGACGCCGGCAACGACGACGAGGCUCCACCCUCAUACGGCGAGGCCUCUCGCUUCGGUCAACUCGGCCACUCUGACAUCACGCUCACGACUGCGGCCUCUGACGCCCACGAGCGCCUUGCGCGAGUGAUCGACGAGGCGCGCAGCAAGCCAAAACCUGUUGAACCUGCCUCGGUCGCGGUCUCCAUCGGCAACGUGGCAGACGCACGGACCGCAGCCGCAGUGCCGGCUGUGCCGUUGCAGGCGCAUAUCCACGAGCGCCGCAGUCGCAACAGAGCCUCCGCUUGCUGCACUCUCUUCGUCCUCAUGGCCAGUGCCGCCUGCGGAGUUUGCCUCUGGUAUGGCUUUCGAGUGCCACCGGAGCCGUCUGGGGCUCCGUCCGCACCGCCACCGAGCCCAGCACCCUCGCCGCCCUCGCCACCGUCACCGCCGUCACCACCGGCAUUGCCACCCCUGGACGUGGGCCGCCUUUCCUGUGACUCUGAGGUGUCGGGCAGCACUGUCGGGGAGCCGAGCUUGGGCGGCGAGCCCGCCGGCGACGCCUCCUUUCUCUUCUGCGUGACGAUCCCUGGCCGCUUCACCUUUGACUCGAAUUUUGACAAUUAACCAAUGACAAUCGAUGGGCUUGCCAACGAAAAUUGAUGGGCUUGCCCAUCCCGGAGUGGUUCGACCCCACAUAAAUCCGAGACGGUGACGGGAAGCGUCGAGUGAUCUCAGGCCCAGUGAGGCAGUGCACAGGCUAACCCGGAUCCUGCUGAACAAGCUCCUCUUGUAGCUCGAUCGGUCACACCGCCAUCGCCGUCGGGGAGAGGGGGGACGACACUGCUUCGGCAGC
Molecule: messenger RNA, 879 nt
Organism: Emiliania huxleyi CCMP1516
Lineage: Eukaryota; Haptophyta; Isochrysidales; Noelaerhabdaceae
Exons: 2
Coding region: 33-650 (205 amino acids)
Source: RefSeq, a predicted model, not a curated record